UCCUGCUGCCGCCGCCGUCGCCGCCGCCCGCGGAGCUGCAGCCCCUUCCUCUGAGGCUUCGGCCCCGCGGCGCUGCGCUACGUGGACAGGUGCGCGCAUCCCGGGCCUGACGGAUGAGCAGUCCGGCGCGUGAACUCCCACCUCCAAUUUGGCUUGGUGCCGGGCAGCGGCGGCAGCGGCGGCGGCUGCAGCCCCGCGGUGGGGGCGGCCCCCGCGGUCUCCGCCCGGCUCCUGCGCGCCGCCUCUGCUCUUUGCAUAGUAAUAUCAGUUCCUGCAAGCACCCAGCUCGCUCCCGGAGCGGGUCUAAAAAGGACCGCUGCUCCAGAGCCCGCCGAAGCCCUCCGUGUGGCGCCGAGAACCGCUGCUUGGGACAUGCGACGGGAAAACCCCGCCACAGCGCAGGCAGUCGCCCCGCCGCGCGGGGGAGAACCGGGCCAGAGCAGAGUGCCCUGCUUUGGCAGCCUCACUCCAAGAAGACAGCACUGAGAAGAGUGGCAGGGGAAGCCAACAGACGACACGGCGACCUCGCCUGUACCAUUGCUUUGGAUGAAGUGCGUUUCCUUGUAGGAUGAGGUCCACGUCUAUGGACCCCUCAGAGGAAUCAUCCCUGACUGAGUCAUCACUCUGAGCUGAAACUGCUUCCCAGAGGGAGACAGCUCCGGGGAGAGUGCUGAGGUUUUCCUGAAGAAGAAUUCCAUGGGGACCGUACCUGACCCUUUGAGAUCGGCUAAAACUUCCUUGCUUGCAGCUUCUGGAAAAGAAGAGGAUCUAGAAGAAGUGCAGCCUGCCUCACCUCGGUCUCGACCUGCCCUCCUCUGUAAGAACACCAAUGGCCUUUCUGGCCCUCCUGAAGGGCCCGUCCUUAGCCCCAGGGCAGCUGCUGAGGCCUUGAUGCAGGCCUUUGAGCAUGAGACCACCCCGCCGGACAUGUCUUCCCCCAGUGUCUUCAGUGAGGUAGAAAAAGCGUGUCCUCCACGCAACUCUCCUGGCAAUACCCAGCUGCCGGGAAGCAGCGAGCCCACAGCACCAGCUCCGUGUUCUGCAGCAGGAAAGGAUGUUCUAGACGAAGCAUUUACAAUGCCAGCCAAUCAACACAGCCACCAGGCCAUCCCAGGCAACCAGCCUAGUGCCAGCCCCUCAGCAGGGCCUGAUGAUACGCUGCUGAAAACCCGGAGAACCUCAGACGGGGAGCAACCUGAAAAGUCAAGUUGUCCUGUGGGCAGCACCCAGGGCAACAGCAAAGCCCAUGUGCCCUGUGAUUUUCCCUCUCAAGAAGUAGUCCAGGGACUGGCACAAACUGCAAAUACAGCAACGUCUGUGUUCAGCUACACCUCCUCUCCUGGAGGCGGACCUGAAGGGGAGAGGCCCAGAGCCAUUUGUGACUCCCAGACAAGGUCCUGUGAGUCUCCAGUGAGAGAAGACGGGUGUUCUGGACAUACACGGCGCCCUGCCACCACCUCGGACAGCCAGGCCAUGACUUCUGUGACAUCUGAACCAUCCCACCUCACUAGCCAAGGGCCCACAUUUCCUCCAGAUCUGGGAAAGGUGCCGUUGCCUACACAGCACCAGGUGUCAAGGUUCAAAGAAGCAAGUACAAUGACCAAUCAAGCUGCCGGUGAGGUCCCAGAGGUUGCCAGCAGGGCUCGGCAAGACGCUGAGGUGCAGGCAGUGGCAAGUGUCGAGAGCAGGUCCGUCUCUACCAGCCCCAGCAUCCUCACCGCGUUCCUAAAGGAAAUCCCCGUUCCCGAGUGUCGGGAACCACAGGAGCAGCUGCGUGUCAUCUGCCACAGCAGUGGCCAUGGGAGCCAUAAGCUGGAGCUGUCUGACGACAUCCUAGCCCCCCAGGAGUCGAGCCAGCACCCUGGCAUCAUGCCAGAGGUGCACAUCCAGGCAACUGCGGCAGUUUCUACGGCUUGCCAAGGGGACUGUAAGUUGGGGAGCCUCCCAGGGGAGGUCCUUCAAAUCUCCGCGAUCACUGUGGCAUCUGGCAAGGCUCAAGAUAUGUGCAAGAAAGAUGGGGGCUCAGCAGGCAUGGCCCCGACAGGGGAGGAGUCCACUUCCACACAGCUUUCCAAUGUGAACUCUAGCUCCCAGAAAGCUAGCCCCACUGACCAGAUUUCUGUUCGCGCAGGAAGUCAGACUGAAACAAAUCAUGAAUUGGGGAAGUUUGAAAGCAAGCCAUCUGAGUUUGCAGUGAAAACCACAGAUGGUCCCCAAACAAACCCAGACUGCCAACUCUCUGACUCUUGUGGCCCUGCCAGCAAAGACGACCCGUCCGGGAGCAUGGAUCCCACUGCUAAAGGACAGGCAACAGAGCCUGCAUCUCCGCGCAGAGUAAAACAGCAGGAAUGUCGGGGCACCGUUAGCCUCGAAGCCAGGGCAAGGGCAGAGGCCAAGACCCUGCUGCUCAACCCUAAAUCUCAAGAAAGUGCAGGCGCUGGAUCCGCUGCCAGCCCCACGCCGUCCCCAGUCAGGAAGAACCAGGACGGUACCUCGGAAGAAAGCAGACAGACCAAGACAGCCACCAGCCUGAGCCUGCCGGCUGACUCCAUGGGGGACUCCAGCCCAGGUUCCGGCAAGAGGACCCCUUCCCGCUUGGUCAAAGCCAGCCCCCGCAGGGCCAGCCGCGUCAGCGAGUUCCUCAAGGAGCAGAAGUUAAACGUGACGGCGGCGGCCGCGCAGGUGGGACUCACCCCAGGAGAGAAGAAGAAGCAGCAGCUUAGCGCCGAUGCCAAGCUGCAGUUGAAACAGUCCAAGCGUGUCAGGGACGUCGUGUGGGACGAGCAGGGCAUGACCUGGGAGGUGUACGGUGCCUCCCUGGACCCGGAGUCCCUGGGCAUCGCCAUCCAGAACCAUCUACAAAGACAAAUCAGGGAACAUGAGAAAUUAAUCAAAGCUCAGAGCAGCCAGUCCCGGAGAUCCAUUUCCUCAGACACUUCUUCCAACAAAAAGCUCAAAGGAAGGCAGCACAGCGUCCUGCAGUCCAUGUUGCAGAACUUCCGACGCCCCAACUGCUGUGUUCGUCCCGCCCCUUCUUCUGUGUUAGACUGAAAGGGAACGUGUAUGGGAACCCUCGUGCACAGUAUUCGGUAUUCCCGAGUGUCUGUGUAUGUCAGAGCUUGCUUAGUUUUUUGUUGUUGUUUUUUUGUUUUGUUUUGUUUUGUUUUGUUUUUGAGAGAGACCAGUUAGAGAAAGCAAGUAUUAACUAUAGUAGCUAUGGCUUUGUUGGGUCCUUUGAUUAGGGCGCCGUGAAUGAAAAUAGUUCAAUUCGCAAGAAAGGACAAGAGAAAAGAAGGAAGGGUUACUGAAGGUUCAUGACCUUAAUUAAGAGGAAGUAAUAUUCACUGGGUUUUGUUUUUUUUUUUUUAAUUAUGAUGUUGCUUCUGGAACUAGCAUUAUCAUUAAACGUGUCAUUUAGAAUUACUGCCUCAAUUUAUAACACUGGUAUUUCCACUAAAAUCCCUGCUUAAUAUUAAAAAUAGCAAAAACACUUUAAGCAAAAGCACUGUUAGACUCUCUAGUCGUAUUGCAAUAAGAAUGCCACUACCACACAAAAUUUAAAUAGAUGAUAAGAACUAAAAGGUAAAAAAUGUGAAACAAAUUUUGACUCACUCUUAGGCCAGAUGACAUUAAGUAAAAACAUUUAAAUGCAUAAAAUACCAAACAUGAAUUAAUACUUGUAAACAUGUGCAGAGAGCUGUUUUUGUAAACCUUGUUAUACCGUUAAUAAAUGUAAAGAAGUUACGUUAGGAAAAUGAGCUAAGUUUUGAAUGAAUACCGCCCACGUAAAACAUGAAUUUGUAUAAACAGAUUUCCCUGCAUGGAAGGCAAGAGACAGCUAGCUCUAUGAUUCUGACUGGAUUAAAUUCAUAUCUCUUUAGAGGAAGUACAUCGACCAAAUUCUUGGAAGGAGUCCUUGAAUUAUUAAUAAUACUAAAGUUUGUGUUGUACAGGUAUCCUCCAAAAACAUCCUACUGAGAGUAUUAAGGUUUCAGUAAAGAAUUAUGAACAGCCAGUUUACCAAACGCUCUCUUCUCUGUGUUGAAAAAAAAUAACAAAAGCAAUACAUUUAAUUUUACCUCCUGAAAACAGGCUGCAGUUUCUGUCUUUCUUUUGACUUGCUUGGUCAGUAGCUACUUGUUCAAUAGUAGCGUCUAAUAGAAAAUGUAGUCGACACCAAAUAGAACAGAAGCUUCCGCACAGUUUUUGUUAUGUAGACGAGUAUCAUGUAAUUGCCAAGUUUCUAAUCUGUAGUAAAAAGGUAGCCUGUGUGAACUUACUGAUUUUAAGAGAAAUACCAUCUUAUCUCGUGCUUCAAAUCCAAUAAAAGAGGCCUUCACUAAAACGGGGUUUGAGCGUCAGGUGGUCUAUAAUUUUUGAGAACAUAGGCAUAUGUUUGAGCUCAGCCCGCACCUGUUUCUGGAAGAGGAGCAUGUCCUUCUCGCCCAGGACUGUCUUACAGGGCACCGGGCUGGACGAUCAGCAGUGGCUUGAGAGCUGAGAGAGUGUGGAAGAGGGAAAUGAGAUAGAGCCCUGGAAAAGUUUCCCCUCCUAGAUUCAUUGCAGGGAUAUUGCUGGUGUCCACCUUGCAUUAGAAAAUCAGAUUGAUUAGCAUGUAAGGGGUGCUCGCUGGUUGCCUUGCCUGAGCUAGUUACCCUCGAUGAGUCCGAAAAGAGUGUCUAGCCAUGUAUUCCCGCUCUGUGGAAACUCACAAAUGCCACUGGUGCAGGAAGCUCAGAAUCUCUGUUUUGGCCUCUUUUUUUUUUUUUUUUUAAAUUAUUCUCUUUUGCAGAUUCUGCAUAUAUAGGGCAAAAUCAUACCUGAACUGUAACACCCACAUGCUAAACUGGGCACAGCCGUUUAUAGCCGUUGAUUUCUUGCGAAGCAAUUGGAGUGUAUAUGAAGACCGCCUAAAAGGCUCCAGUCCCAGUGCUCCCAGGGCCUCAGAAAUAAAAUUACAGUUGUUAUGCUUGGAACUGAUAAUGAAUUUUUUUUUUAAGAUUUUAUUUAUUUGACAGACAGAGAUCACAAGUAGGCAGAGAGGCAGGCAGAGAGAGAGGGGAGGAAGCAGGCUCCCUGCUGAGCAGAGAGCCCUUUGUGGGGCUCCAUCCCAGGACCCUGGGAUCAUGACCUGAGCCGAAGGCAGAGGCUUUAACCCACUGAACCACCCAGGCGCCCCUGAUAAUGAAUUUUUUAAUGAGGUGCGUUUUUCCGUUUCUUACCAAUUGGCCUCUAUUAAGAACAGUACCUGUAAUAGAAAUUGCCAUCAAAUUAGCAAUCACAUUACUAUUAAUGAUGAGAGAUUUACUUUGGGCCUUGAAUAUCCAUUCGUAGUAGUGUUCCUGUGGCUUUUGUUGGAGAUCCCUCUGCCAGGCUCUAGUCUCGCUCUGAGCCCGUCCUCCCUGUCUGUCUCCCUCAGGCGUUGGCCUACAUGCUGUAUAUGCACGGAGAACACCCUAGGUACACAGUAGCCGCUGUCAACAGUACCCGCCCCAGACUGGUGGGCCCCAGGUAAUCCUCUGCCGGGAAGUGGCUAGAACAGGCUGUUCCGGCAUUAAAAUAGGAGAAAAAGAAGAAUUUAAGCAUCUGGGAAUAAUAUUUAUUUUCAUGAGUUUGGUGUCACCACAUGAAUUAUAAAGAGCUCAACUUAACUUAUAAAUUUGUAAUUCUAAAUUUAUAAGUUGUGAAGUUUAAAAAUUAUAAAUAAUUCAAAUUAAAGAUGAAGCAGAAGCCUGAGAGAGUUGUCGGCCUUUGUCGCACAGGAAACAAAUUAGGAAAAUUACACUGAAUUACUUAAAACUAAAUUCAGCAUUGCGGUGGUGCCUCUCAGGGUUAAGACUUCAUGUUUGAUGAAGUACCUCUAACCGGAUUUUUUUGGUACUGGAACUAGCCUUUCCUUCUUAAGCUUUAAUGGUUUAACUCUUCACCUUUACUUUACUCCCACUCCAGGGAUUGUCACAGAAUAGGAGGAAACCUUUCUUGUUUGGUUGUUUAUUGACUCUUAAGGAAGGAACAGCUUUUCAAAACAGUAAUAAAAUGGACCAUCAAAUGGCCAAUUAAGGAGACUAUUGAAGAUAAGCUCUGCUUUUGCUAUAGGAUACCCUGAGUACUCAAACCACAUAAAACCUUGAUUUGAAGAUUUUCCUUCCCUUCAGUCUGUGACACGGCAUUGACAUGCAGGAAGGCGUUCCUGACGCUUUAGGUUCAUCCAACAAAUGAACGUGGAAAACGGUUUUUGUGGCAAAUUCUUUGAGCUUGUUUGGCUCUAUUCUCACCUUACCUGUAUGACAUAUACCAGGUUGAAAGUUGGUUUUAUCCUUAAUUUCUUUUAGAUGUUUUCCUCCUCCUGAAUGCUUUUUAGUCAUUGAAAUAUAUGGAGGAAAUACCUUAUUGGGUAGAUAAAUAUAAAAUAUUUCUUAAGCCAGUAGCAUAAGAGAGAUGAGUUAGAACACAGUGCCUGGAAGAUAAUGAGACAUUUAAGAUGUUCAGAUGCUAUAUGGCUUACCUAGUAAAUACUAGAAUUUAAAUAUUGAUUUUUUUUUCUAUUUUAAUGACCGUAAGAAAUAUGUCAUUGCGUCAGCUAUCCUAUGUUUAUCUUCAGUGCUUUCCUAAUCAUCUCUUUCUGGAUUAUUGGCUUUGAUGCCACAGACCAACCGCUUUACACAUAGUAAAAUCCUCAUUUAUGUUUGUGUUUUGGACCAAUGGCAUAAGUUGAACAUUUUGUUAGGUCAAAGAAACCUUUAUGUUUGCGUCCAAAAUGAAGUAUUUAUAAAAUAUAUUGGUAUGUUUUCCUAUCUUGACAAGUUCAGCUGCAUUGAAUAUAACUCAGUUUUUGAUGAUUUCUGAAUCUUUAGAAUUGUCUGAUAAUUGUUAUUUUGGAUACCAGUAUUCUUCAUGUUACUGCUUACAGAGCAAAAGUUAAAUAAACUGUAGUGAAUAUGCAUGUGUAUCAUACACCCUAGAGGUUGAAUUUUGGAACCAAAUCCUUGAUGGGGCUUGCCAUUUUAAGGUAGAUAACAGAAGAAGAAAAUGACUUUGGGUUGCCUCUGAGAGUUUUCAGGUUUUAUGGUUCCUCGCUUAUUCCAAUGUUAUUCCUCUCAUUUCUAGGAAUUCCCAUCAUUCCGGGGGUACCUGUAUAUACCACAUGAAGAUUAUAAUAUAAUGUGACUUUAAAAUGUGUUUACAGAGAAUAUAUAUAAGUGUGCUGUUAAAGUAAAUUAUUUGGCCUUUGCUGUAUCCACUCAGUUACUGUUUGCUGCCAAAAUGUGAGAAAAUAUCUUCUAUUCCUCCUACAUAUUGUGCAAGUGUUAAAAAAAAUUUGUCCAUUUCUAGUAUCAUAUAAUUCACCACUUCCCUUGUCUACUUUUUAAGAAUCAGUAUAAAGAAAACAAUACCUUAGGAUAAGGUUUGCAUAUACAUAUAUGUGUUUUUACUGAAAACUGGGCCUUUGCAGCCAUGGGUAGGCCUCGACCAGUCUGAUUUACUCAUCGUCUACAAUGCUGCCAUGGAAAUGAUGCUGUUUACUCUCUCCUGCUUUGUCCUGAGUGGUAUUUGAGAAAUGAGGCCUGUGAAUUUCCCUUUGUGAUAAUAACAGGGUGAACUGAGCAGUAUCUUGGAUAAAUGAGCUGACCAUCUUGUCCCCACCCCUAUUUUGUCUACACAGUGAACCAGAAGUCUUGUCUGUGUCUGCUUCAGUGUUUGCUAUUUUAUAUUGAUAUCUGAGCAUUUUGUUUUCUGUUAGCAAUGUUCUUUGAUGCUGUGUGUGGCCCUUUUGGUUGAAUCUCUCCAAAUGUGGGUCAGCUGCUGCCACCUGGCAAAUAACAGGUGAUACACUGAAUCUCCUGUCCAUUCUUGUAACUAUAUCCUUCUUCAUGAAAUUCUGCAACUCGCUGAGUAAUUACAACCGUCAUCUGUGCAGACACAUGGGCUUAAGGAUGUCUACAAAAUUUUAGACACUUUUGCAAAAGGGUAAAAAUAUAGUCUUGUAAAUACUGAAACAUUUCCAUGAACUUUAUCCUACUCUUGGGGGGAAAAAAAUUUUUCCUUGGCUACAGAACCAAGAUAAACUUGAUUUGUGAUGACCAAGGACAUAAAUGAAGAUGGAUUGAGGUGGAAAAAAUCUGUCUCACAAGUAAUCAGUGACAUCUGCCAGAGGUCAUUACAGCUACUCUUAACUGUGAACAUUCACCAGCUAAACUACUUACUUGCCACAACCAAAUAACCUCUCUCAAAGUAAAUCCAGUAUAUCUGUAUAUAUAUGUAGAUAGAAACAACAAAAAAAAUCCUGAAAAAUUACUGUCGACUAUCAGUUAAAUCAAGGUGAUGAUAAUUGUAAAGAACAUUUAAAUCACCAUGGGCCUUGGUGAAAUGACCUUGCAGGCCAGAAUGGUGCAACAAGAUGUUAUUCACAAGUUUGGUGUUUUGUUGUUGUUUUUUUAAGACCCAGAUAUCUCAGAUACUUAUCUUGAGAAUAAAGACUGUUGAAAAUGAAAUUAAAGCCAAGCAAUAAUGUGCCAAAAAGAGGCAGUUAAUACCAGCAAGUGCAUCUCUAUGGGCACUCCAUCAUAGAAUAUGGUUUGCUCCAUGAAGACUGACUGUAACCCACAGGAUAAAAUAAGCAAAAGCAUAACUUCUGCUUUCUUGCUAGAAAUACUUGUUUAGGAGCUCCAUUACAGAGGUACGGCACCGGUGAGCAUCAGUAGGGAUACGGUCGACAUCUCUGUCUUCAUACUAGCGAAGACAAAAAGGAGUCAAAAAGUCUCACGAGCUUAGAAUUCAAGCCAGCUCCAAACCGAAACUUCAUUGAAACGGAGAGGUUAGACACAUAGUAAUCACUCUUCCUGGAUAUUUGGGUGUAGAAAACCCACUUAACUCUGCCUAGAGGAUUACCAGCCUUAGCUAUGAAAAAAAUGGGUUCCAAAUGUAAACUAACUAAAACAUGAGUACUCUCUUCAAAAGGGGCCUCAAAUAAUGCCUUACAGAAAAUGGUGUUCCAGAUGGGUGUUUCUAAGUACUAAUCCUUCAUCAAGUCUUUUUUCAGUUCAAGCUCAGAAUCAAUUGGCUGCACACCUGUAGGAAUAAGUCACAUAUUUUACACUUCAGAAAAAGAUUCUGAUGACCAGUCAGCAUGGUGAGAAUUACAAUUAGAAAUACCCUAGUGAUUUAAGUGUGCUAAGGAGAAAAAAGUGGGAGAGAAGUGCUAACUUCCUUCUUGAUCUCUUAUGAUGUGGGGAUGUCAUCCUUUUAUUUGCAGGGUGAAAAUUAUAGCUUCUUUUUGACGUUGCGGCUAGCAUUACUCUUUGUUACUUUAAAAAAUUCAAGUGUCUAUUUAACAAAGCUUUUAAGCACGUAAAUUUUUUUCUGAUUCGUAUCAUUGCUCUAAUAUCCCGUAAAGACUACCUAUAGAGCAAACUGUGCUGAAUGGGUAGAAGGGGCAUACCCAUGUUUAUCAGGAUCUCCUCAUGAUUGUAGUUGAGAUUCCUUAACAUUUAUUUUAGGCCACAUCUUUGAGAGAAUUGUUUUUCCUAAUGUUUUUCCAUCACCUCUUGAAACUAUGUUGGUAAAUACGAAGAUAGCAGUAUUAUAGUCACGCUCUGCCAUCCCUAGAGGAAAGGAGAGACUAAUUUUUGUUUUUAGGAGACAUCUAGAGAUAGCUUUUCCUGAGGCUGAGAAAGGUCAACAGGGCCUGAAAACUCAAGAAGGAAAUAUACUAAUAAUUACUAAAUUUCCAAAUGUACUUAUCUCUGCUGUACUAACGUGUGAACAGUAUGUUGUGCAUAAUACUAUAGCUGGUCGUGGUGCGUCAAUGCAUUUUGUAAGUGUGUACAGUCUGUGAGUGGUUGGUUUCUCUUUUUAUGUGUAGAAAAAAAAAAUCACAUGCUGUGUCCCAGUUCUGCCAUCAAGUAGGCACAUGUACAAACAUGAAUAAAGCCAACAGAAGUGUGCAUAUGUAUUCAGUAACAGAAUUUGUCCUUUCAUUUUUGAAGGUCAGAAAGGGCUGUUUUGUUUGUUUGUUUCUUUUAAUCAUCUCUGAAAGUCGAUAAUGUACUUAUCUCAAAGGCUGAAUAUGUUGGCUGUACACUGGCAUGUUACUAAAUAGGCCGGCUUAAUUAACCGUGCCAUUUGUCACAGGUAAGGUCAGUUCUUUGACCGCUGGGAUGAUUUACAUUCCUCACACAUCCUUUCUGUGUUAAGUGUGUGGCUAGGAUGUACAUACUAUGGGUGUGAUUGUGUACAUACCUUGUAUGAAUUAUCUAAAUCCUCAAGGAGUCGUAGGAAAGCAAGAAAAAGAAACAGUUGUUCAAAAGCCUCAAAAGGGCUAAUCAAUGAGUAUUUUCAUUGUCUGCACAUAAAAAUGUACACAUGGCAUAACUGUAAAUAGCUUACACAGCUAUAUAUAUAUAUAUAUAUACACACACAUACACAUAAAUGCAUUUUAUUCAUACUGUUAAUAUUUAAAAUCACAAAACAACUAAUUGGAAACCGCAUCUUUCCAUGACAGUUCUGUUCUACAUACAUUAAUAUUGAAUCAAAUAACUCCCCAGUAAAUGGUGUUCUACUCCCAGGUAGCAGAUUUGGUGCUUCAGAAAGCUGAGCCUCACUAUGAAAAUCUAGUCAGUGUCUCACUCAGGCAUAGACUGGUACCUGAGCAGAUUCAAAGGUUUGAUGCUACUGUUCAUGCACCUAAUUUUAUAUCUGGUAAAGGCAAACAGUAGGGAAAAUUAAUGUUUUGUAGGCUCCAUUUGUACACUUACUUGCACAGGCUGGUAAAAGCCCUACCUUUUUUUAGAGAACCGUCCCUAGAUUUCAAAACACUCAAAGUGGAAAAUGAUUGUAAGCAUUCUGUUGAGAUUGGCAAAACAAUGUUUAGCAACGCCAAAGAGAAGUCAGAGUGAAAUUUUUUUAAAAACUGCAGAUGAUGUUGGUAGGAUAAUAGAAUAUGAACAAUCAGGAGUUCCUUAAAUGGACUCAAAUAAGUUACUAUUAUUGAUAACAAGCAAUGCUGUGUGAACUAGAUAAUGAGAUGAGAGACAUUAGCCAGGAAACAUCAACACCGGACAUUUGUCAAUUUAUCACAAUUCCAGUUGGCGAACUGAUGUUUGAGUUUCUCUCAUUUUUUCUAAAAGGAAAUACUCUAUUAGAGAUAAAAAUUCUGAUCUGGUUCCUAAAAUCUAAUCAAAUUUGACCCUGAUUUCCUGACACUCAAAAUUUGUUGGCUGGAUAUUAGGUUGAAGAUUGAAAUGGAUAUAGGAAAGUUCCCAUUAAUAGAGAAUUCUGAGUGGCAAAGUGUAAAAAUAACCACUUCUCAGUAGAAAGUUAAUAAUAUUUAAUACAAAUCUAUGUUUUAGAGAAUGAAUGUGCCAUCUUUAUAUCAUAGAUAAAAAUAAAAGGUUAACCAAUAAUAACACUACAAUUACAACUGAGCUCUGUUUUUUAACUGCUAAAAAUAUACUUGUUUAUAAGAGCAGGAUACCUAAAAUCUUCAUGUUUGUCAAUUAUUUCCUAUUGCUUAAAAGAUAAAUUCAUGUAAUUAUUUUGGAAUAUGUGUAUUAAUUUAAAUGCCACCCAGAAAAACUAUAUAGCUAUCAAUGUGAAAAUCAUUUAUGUGUAUAAAUGCUCAACUGAGAAAGACCAAAAGUAUAGUGUUAAAUCUCUAAAGAAACAGUAAUAUUCAAAGUGAAUUCCAUUUAUGAAUGUAUCAAUAUUAGAAUUUAAAUCUAUGUCUUUUCAUGAUGUCUAUAUAUGAAAGUCAUAAAAUGGUUUAUUCAAGAAAGCCCCCAUCCUCCAGGAAUUAUCCUACAUUUCCUAGGAAAAAGAUGGAAUCUUAAGGUUUAUAUAAGGAUAAAUCAAGAUUUUGAAAUUAUAUACACUUCUGUUCUCAUUUUGGAUUUGAUUUUUGAAUGAAGGAAGGAAGGAAAUUUAAUGGAUGACUUAGUUUCACCCUGAAAAAAAUUUAAGUAUGAUUUUUUUGCAUUUCAUUUUCCAUAAUAAACAUAAUAUAGAUGAAAAUUUA
Molecule: messenger RNA, 12013 nt
Organism: Mustela lutreola (European mink)
Lineage: Eukaryota; Metazoa; Chordata; Mammalia; Carnivora; Mustelidae
Gene: GPRIN3
Product: GPRIN family member 3
Exons: 3
Coding region: 697-3051 (784 amino acids)
Biological process (GO): neuron projection development
Cellular component (GO): plasma membrane
Source: RefSeq, a predicted model, not a curated record